Messenger RNA from Fusarium graminearum PH-1, 1286 nucleotides. Its product is annotated as endo-1,4-beta-xylanase precursor. Bases 75 to 1058 code for a protein of 327 amino acids. Gene Ontology annotation, biological process: carbohydrate metabolic process. NCBI's taxonomy places the organism in Eukaryota, Fungi, Ascomycota, Sordariomycetes, Hypocreales, Nectriaceae. The record is from RefSeq and is a predicted model, not a curated record. Gene Ontology annotation, molecular function: hydrolase activity, hydrolyzing O-glycosyl compounds. The transcript has 2 exons.
ACCUCUUCAUUCAUUCCUAUUGCAGGUCAAUUGCUUACUAUCAUUCUUUUACCUUUACACAAACAACAGUCACAAUGAAGUUCUCUUCCCUCCUCUUUACCGCCUCGCUGGUCGCGGCCAUGCCUGCCUCCAUCGAGCCUCGCCAGGCCCAGGAGAGCAUCAACAAGCUGAUCAAGGCUAAGGGCAAGCUCUACUAUGGCACCAUCACCGACCCCAACCUUCUCCAGAGCCAGCAGAACAACGCCGUCAUCAAGGCCGACUUCGGUCAGGUCACCCCCGAGAACUCCAUGAAGUGGGAUGCCACCGAGCCUCAGCAGGGCAAGUUCAACUUUGGCGGCGGUGACCAGGUCGUCAACUUUGCCGCCCAGAACGGCCUCAAGGUCCGAGGCCACGCUCUUGUCUGGCACUCUCAGCUUCCUCAGUGGGUCCACAACAUCAAGGACAAGACCCAGAUGAAGAACGCCAUCGAGAACCACAUCAAGAACGUUGCUGGUCACUUCAAGGGCAAGGUCUACGCCUGGGAUGUCCUCAACGAGAUCUUCGACUGGGAUGGUUCCCUCCGCAAGGACUCUCCCUUCACUCAGGUUCUGGGUGAGGAGUUCGUUGGCAUUGCCUUCCGCGCUGCCCGCGCUGCUGACCCCAACGCCAAGCUGUACAUCAACGAUUACAGCAUUGACGACCCCAACGCCGCCAAGCUCAAGGCUGGUAUGGUCGCUCACGUCAAGAAGUGGGUCUCCCAGGGCAUCCCCAUUGACGGUAUCGGUUCUCAGACCCAUCUCGACCCCGGUGCCGCCAACGGUGUCCAGGCUGCUCUCCAGCAGAUGGCUUCCACUGGUGUAAAGGAGGUUGCCAUCACUGAGCUCGACAUCCGCUCUGCCCCUGCUGCCGACUACGCUACCGUUACCAAGGCUUGCCUUAACGUUCCUAAGUGUGUCGGUAUUACUGUCUGGGGUGUCUCUGACAAGGACUCUUGGCGCAAGGAGAAGGACAGCCUUCUCUUCAACGCUCAGUACCAGGCUAAGCCCGCUUACACCGCUGUUGUCAACGCUCUCCGUUAAGCGUAGAGUGACAUAGAAGGGGUAUCCUUCAGAAAAGAUCUCAUUGCGGGUCUUGAGGUUGUUGGAAGCACAGGGGGCUUCAUAGCCGCAUUUUUGGCUUCAUUGCACAUAUCUUAUCUCUUACAUACUUGUUUUGCUAUUGUAUAAAUAUUGAGAUGGUAGCUGUCUGGUACAUGGUUAUUUGUUAGUAUAGCUGGAUCAACGGUCAAAUAUAUAUUUACCAUCUAA